AUGCCGCGCGGCUUUCUCGUCAAGCGCAGCCGGCGCCCCGGCGGCUCCUACCGGGCGCGCCCCCGGGAGCGGGACCCGCCGCCCGCCCCGCCGCCACCGCCGCCCGCCGCCUUCGAGGGCGGCCCCGCCGCUCGGCCGGGGGCGGAGGAGGAGGAGGAGGGCGAGGAGGAGGGGGGCGCCGCCGCCGCCCGCCCCGCGCCCGCCGCCGCGACGUGGACCGCGAGCGGCGGGGAUGCCGGGGGCGCCGGGCUCGGUCAUCCGGAGGGGCCGUGCGGCGGCUGGGGGCCGUGCGGCGCGGCGGGGCCGCGGGCGGCGUUCUUCGAGCGGUGCCCGAGCUCCCCCGCCUCCGCCGAGUCCUUCCCGCUGGCCGCCGCCUUCCCGCCGGUCGAGAAGCUGCCUCCGGCACCCCGCACGCCGCUGCCUGCGCCCCCGCCGCCGUCUGUCCCCGCGCUGAAGCGGCCGUCACGGGCCAAGGCGCCCGCCAAGAGGGCGAAGGCCGCGCGGAAGCUGAGCUUCGCCGACGAGGUGACCACCUCGCCCGUGCUGGGGCUGCGCAUCAAGGAGGAGGGCCCCGAGGGGCGGCCGGGCGUGGAGCCGCCGGGGGGCCGCACGCCGCUGGGCGAGUUCAUCUGCCAGCUGUGCAAGGAGCGCUACGCCGACCCGCUGGCGCUGGCCCAGCACCGCUGCUCCCGCAUCGUGCGCGUCGAGUACCGCUGCCCCGAGUGCCACAAGAUCUUCAGCUGCCCCGCUAACCUGGCCUCGCACCGCCGCUGGCACAAGCCGCGGCCCGGCCCCAGCGCCGAGGGCCCCGCCGCCGCCCCGCCGGGCAAGGAGAACAGCCCCGAGCGGCGGCCCCGCGCCGCCCCGCAGCCCGCGCCGCCCCGUCAGCACCUCGCCGUCGCGGACAGCGGCGCCGCGGCCCCCGGCGCGGAGGCGUUCUCGUGCCCGUGCUGCCAGAAGCGGUUCCGGCGGCAGGCCUACCUCCGCAAGCACCUGGGCACGCACGGCGCCCCGCGGCCCGCCCCCCUCGGGCCGCCCGAGCGCGGGCAGCUCUCCUUCGGCUGCCACCUGUGCGGCGCCCGCUUCCCCUCGGCGGACAUCAGGGACAAGCACCGGCUGUGGCACGCCGUGCGGGACGAGCUGCUGCUGCAGCCUCCGCCGCCCGGGCGGCCCGAGGGCGGCGGGGCGGCGGGCGGCGAGCGGCAGGGCUUCCCCUGCAAGCAGUGCCCCGCCACCUUCUUCAGCGCGCCCGGGCUGGCGCGGCACGCCAGCAAGUGCCACCCGGCGGAAGGCAGGCAGGUCCUGCUGCUUCAGGUGCCCGUCCGCCCGGGCUGCUAG
Messenger RNA from Lagopus leucura (white-tailed ptarmigan), 1338 nucleotides. It is a transcript of the gene INSM2, whose product is annotated as INSM transcriptional repressor 2. The transcript has a single exon. Gene Ontology annotation, molecular function: DNA-binding transcription repressor activity, RNA polymerase II-specific; RNA polymerase II cis-regulatory region sequence-specific DNA binding. NCBI's taxonomy places the organism in Eukaryota, Metazoa, Chordata, Aves, Galliformes, Phasianidae. The record is from RefSeq and is a predicted model, not a curated record. Gene Ontology annotation, biological process: regulation of cell cycle process; neuron differentiation; negative regulation of transcription by RNA polymerase II. Gene Ontology annotation, cellular component: nucleus; transcription repressor complex. The coding region runs from base 1 to 1338 and encodes 445 amino acids.